CUCUCCCCGAGCGGUUCCCCUUUUAAAUCCUUCCCGUUUCUCUGCUCUGCUCUGCUCUGUUUCGCCAUGGCUUGCAGAGGGAGUUGAUCGAGAUGGAGUCGAAGAAGGGUAAGCUCAUUCGCACGCAGUCGUCCCUCCUUCGGUCCCCCGUCGCCCGAUCCUCCAUCCAGAGCAUCUUCUCCGUGACCGAGGCCAACGACGAUGAGGAGAAGCCCCAACGCCCCCGCCGCCGGCGGAAUCGCCACCGCCACCACCUGCUGCUCCUUCUCCCUCUCCUAGUAUUUCUCCUCUUCUUUUACCUCAGGCUGGACUCCCCUGUCUUCGCAAACCUCCUCCUCUUCGCCGCCCUCAUCUCGCUCGCCUCCCUCGCCGCCCGCCGCUCCCGCGUCUUCGUCACCCGCCGCGCCUCCUCCGUGGACUGGUUCAUCGGCGACGACGACGGCCGUGGCCGCCACCGGUCCGAGAAGAAGGAAAACCCCAACGGAAGGGCCGUCCGCGAGGGGGUGGAGGUCUACAGCAACGGGGACUCCUACGAAGGCGAGUUCCACCUGGGCCGGUGCAGCGGCAGCGGCGUGUACCGCUUCUUCGCCGCCAAGGGGAGGUACGAGGGCGAUUGGGUUGAUGGUAAGUACGACGGCCACGGGAUCGAGACCUGGGCACGGGGGAGCCGGUACCGGGGGCAGUACCGCCACGGCCUCCGCCACGGGUUUGGGGUUUACCGGUUCUACAGCGGGGACAGCUACGCCGGGGAGUGGGCCGGCGGUCAGAGCCACGGGGUCGGCGUGCAGACGUGCUCCGACGGUAGCCGCUACGCCGGGGAGUUCAAGGCCGGCGUCAAGCACGGCCUUGGCUGUUACCAUUUCAGGAAUGGUGACCAGUAUUCUGGAGAGUAUUUUGGUGACAAAAUACAUGGUUUUGGAGUAUAUCACUUUGCUAAUGGUCACUGCUAUGAAGGUUCAUGGCAUGAGGGCAAGAAACAAGGUUUUGGAUUAUACACAUUCCGGAGUGGUGAGACAAGAUCAGGAAACUGGGACUGUGGAGUCCUAAACAACUCUCUCCCCCCAUCCGACCCUGCUGUCCAGGGAGCUGUUCAAGCGGCUCGGAAGGCUGCGGGGAAAGCUGUUCUUAUUCCGCAGGUCGAUGAUCAAGUAACCAGGGCAGCAACUGCUGCAAAUAGAGCAGCCACUGCAGCUCGAGUCGCUGCUAUCAAAGCUGUGCAGAACCAGAUGCAUGGCAAGCUCUGUGACACUGAUGUUUAAGUUCCAGCUUUUACACAAAUUGUACAUUUAGCUACUAGACUGCCGGUGCCCAAGUUAGCGACCGGGUAGGGAAUCACCCACCUGAGUCGGAAACUAAGAGAGAAGCUUACAACAUCAGACAUUUGGUGUCACAUGUAAACACCAUGCUCUGCUCACAAAUGAGAGAUGUACAUAACUCCUCAUGUAUAUGAUCUGAAUUUGAGUUCACAGAGUAAUUUCAAGUAUCAUGUUCUCACA
Messenger RNA from Musa acuminata AAA Group (dessert banana), 1496 nucleotides. RefSeq lists its product as uncharacterized. Bases 93 to 1259 code for a protein of 388 amino acids. NCBI's taxonomy places the organism in Eukaryota, Viridiplantae, Streptophyta, Magnoliopsida, Zingiberales, Musaceae. The transcript has 3 exons. The record is from RefSeq and is a predicted model, not a curated record.